Molecule: messenger RNA, 2186 nt
Organism: Marchantia polymorpha subsp. ruderalis
Lineage: Eukaryota; Viridiplantae; Streptophyta; Marchantiopsida; Marchantiales; Marchantiaceae
Source: the annotation of a GenBank genome assembly
AAAAACUGACGAAGUCAAGAUGGCGAGAAAGACAGAAGUCUGGGUUCAGAAAGAGAUGAAGACACUCUCCUGUUAACAAACCGCCAGAACCUUCUUCUUCGGUUGGUAACCUUGCCACUGCAGCUCGAGAGGAGAGGACUCUUUUUUUACGAAACAGUCCUGAGAUUCAGGAGGCGGACUGGUAAGCAGAUACAAGAGAAUGCCUCCACUCUCUUUCUUAUACGGCCAUGUCUUAAACAGAAUUGCAGAGACAUGUUUCGGCUUCAUUGUUCUCAGGGAGCGACGGAUUUGACAGAUGUGAUCCCAAGCUCUGUGGGCUCGAAAGUGUGUCUUGAGUUCCACAUCAUGUUCCUGAGUGAAGAGUACAGUACGCAAUGCUCUGAAAAUAUGGGCGUACAUACGGUAAUGGACAAAUGUAGCAGAGGCAGAAGAAAUACGUAGUCCUUCAGAGUAGAUAGCCAGCUCAAGUCGAGACUGCGUGUUCAAGGGGCGUAUUUAUGGAACACCAUAACGCGAGUGAGGCGACGAAGAUCUGAGACGAUGAUGCGAGGGUGGUGGGAGUAUUAAUUUCAUCCAGACGAGGAUGAUGAGUCCAGAGAGAGAAUGGACUAGAACAGUUCUGUGUAUGAUUCGAGUCCAUGGCGGUACGAGCUGGCGUUACUUCUACGCACGGGUAGCUCCAAUCCUGAGAGGAAUAUGCGGAGUCCAAGACUUCAGAUCCUUCUCACACGCUCCAGAUCGACUCAUCGAAAGCGUCGUCGCGUUCGUUCGUCCUCCUCUCCUCUCCUCUCCUCUCGUGUGCAGAGCGAUCGUCGACUGUCAGCAUCCACCGACGAAUGGAAACAUGGAUCGUAGAGCAUCAUUGACUGAAUACUGAUAAACAUCAUACGAUACGUCUGAGAAGGUCAAGAUCGUAACCUCGACAGUCAAAGCCUCAACGUAUGUAACGUCCGGAUGGAUGGAUCGAUCGAUGGGAGUCAACAGAGCCAGUCACCGAUGAGCGUCCCCAACUUUCGCAUGCAUGUCGAGGGGAGUGGAUCGAGCUGAAAUAUGAGCUUCCUCCUCAGUGAGCUGAGCAUGGUCUGCAGAGGCCAAUCAGCGUCCAUCGAGGUAAAACAUACUCUCACUCUAACCAGUAUCCAGUCAAAUCGGCCCCAACCGGAGCACAGCAGCAGUACACUGAGGCUGGUUUGAGUAACGAGGCGUUGAGUGCAUGCUGUCGGGCUCUACAUCGGAAGCAGCAGAUCUAAGAAUCACGCCGUUAUGGAUCUAGAAUGUGUGUUUUAGGGCUUCAAGUACCACUGUAGAGAAAUCUGAAAAUGGUGGGUGCAUUUGGCAUCUGCAGGCUCUGAGACGACUGCAGCCGGAGAAGGCUACCCCUUCGUUCUGGCUGUCAGACGUCAGUUUCAUUGAGAUCUAUCUCUAGGCUCGUACAAACAUGUCGGCUGACUCUGGUCUCUGGUGCAGCAGAGUGUCAUUCCUGCGCUGCUGCUGCUGCGCCGAGUAUCUCUUGGUUUUGUACAUAUCAUUCUUUUAGUUUCGCCUCACGAGGACCUGGGUUCGCAAUUAUGUCGAUUUUCUGCAAGCGUAGGUCCACACGUAAGUUCUCACAGAGAAGCGAUUGCAACGUGAAUUCUCGGAGAGCCUUUGGACAUUCAUCUUUCCAGCGGACCAUGUGAACAUUUAUGGGUGCGGAAUCUAUUCACAGGUGGAGUGAGGGGUCUGAAGCUGAAGACCAUUCUAAAGCUCAUGGCCACGAGCUGGCUGGCUGGCUGUGCAGCCAUAGACAGUAUGGGCUCAUGGCUUUCUUCUGCGUCUCUCCUCUGGGACACCCUCAGAUGAACAUCACCUGCAAAUAUUCGAGAAAUGAACAUCUGCUACAGUACACACUCAUUGAACAUGUGUUUGUUUGUGACAUGCACGUCAAGUCGCUGACUAUUUGCGAGGAGUGUAAAGAUACGAUGCUCACAAGUAAGAACAGCGCUCCCUGCGCGUUAAGGUUCUCUUUAACUACUCCAAGUCUUACCCUGAGGAUAUAUGUCUGUCAUCUGCCCCUUUCCCUCAAGAUAUGUCUGCAUGGGCGUUGAAGGAGAUUCCACUUGCGCCAUGCAUUGAACUUAGAAUCCACGGGUGAAAUGCCGAAGGCAAGAUCCCAGAUUCACUUCGGUCGAUUCACUUUUCACCCU